Messenger RNA from Alexandromys fortis (reed vole), 1321 nucleotides. RefSeq names its product olfactory receptor family 52 subfamily M member 1 (gene Or52m1). The coding region runs from base 290 to 1243 and encodes 317 amino acids. Gene Ontology annotation, cellular component: plasma membrane. The transcript has 2 exons. Gene Ontology annotation, molecular function: olfactory receptor activity; G protein-coupled receptor activity. Gene Ontology annotation, biological process: G protein-coupled receptor signaling pathway. The record is from RefSeq and is a predicted model, not a curated record. Lineage: Eukaryota; Metazoa; Chordata; Mammalia; Rodentia; Cricetidae.
GCUGGGCUCCAGCCACUCCACCACUCUCAGAUGGUAUUCCCAAGACUGUUGAGCAGAAUGUUUAUAAGUCUCUGAAGCAUUAGAGAGUUCUGGGCUCUUCUGACCUGAUCAAAGCAUCUUAGGAAGGGGAACCAAGAAAGGAGUGCUGACUACCAGGAAGACUUUCAGCUGAUGAGGAUACUUGGAGUUCCUGGGCAUUCAACUCUAGAUCACACCUCCAUUUAAGUCUCAACGGGGAAAAUGUGUUGCUGCAUUUGGGGACAUAAAUGAGUUUUAUUUAUAAAUAGAAAUGCUCUCUUUUCAUAAUGCCUGCUCAGUACCCAGCUCCUUCUGGCUCACCGGCAUCCCAGGGCUGGAGUCCCUGCACAUCUGGCUCUCCAUCCCCUUCGGCUCCAUGUACUUGGUGGCCGUCGUGGGGAACAUCACCAUCUUAGCUGUGGUAAGGAUAGAGCGCAGCCUGCACCAGCCCAUGUACUUCUUUCUGUGCAUGCUGGCUGUCAUUGACCUGGUUCUGUCUACUUCCACUAUGCCCAAACUCCUGGCAAUCUUCUGGUUUGGUGCUGGCGCCAUUGGCCUGGAUGCCUGCUUAUGCCAAAUGUUUCUUAUCCAUUGCUUUGCUACUGUUGAGUCAGGCAUCUUCCUUGCCAUGGCUUUUGACCGAUAUGUAGCCAUCUGCAACCCACUGCGUCAUAGCAUGGUGCUUACCCAGGCGGUGGUGGGUCGUUUGGGGCUGGCUGCUCUCCUCCGAGGAGUUCUUUACAUUGGACCUCUACCGAUUAUGAUCCGUCUGCGACUGCCUCUUUAUAAAACCCAAGUCAUCUCUCACUCCUACUGUGAGCACAUGGCUGUGGUUGCCUUGACCUGUGGUGACAGCAGAGUCAAUAAUGUCUAUGGGUUGAGCAUUGGCUUUCUGGUGUUGAUUCUGGAUUCAGCGGCCAUUGCCGCCUCCUACGUAAUGAUUUUCAGGGCAGUGAUGGGGCUGGCCACUCCCGAGGCCAGGCUUAAAACCCUGGGGACAUGCGGCUCUCAUAUCUGUGCCAUUCUGAUUUUCUAUAUUCCCAUUGCUGUUUCUUCCCUCAUUCACCGGUUUGGUCACCGCGUGCCUCCGCCAAUCCACACGCUGCUGGCCAACUUCUACCUCCUCAUUCCCCCGAUCCUAAAUCCCGUUGUCUAUGCUGUUCGGACCAAGCAGAUCCGAGACAGGCUUCUUCAGAUCCUAAAGACAGGGACCAAGAUCAGGUGACUGCAGUUUCCUCUUUUCUCUCAAGUAAGUCCCUGGAGAAGAAAGCAUUCAAAUAUGGACUCCCAUUCUGGGAAACCC